Monoraphidium neglectum is the source of this 1665-nucleotide messenger RNA. RefSeq names its product Chloride channel protein CLC-d. NCBI's taxonomy places the organism in Eukaryota, Viridiplantae, Chlorophyta, Chlorophyceae, Sphaeropleales, Selenastraceae. The transcript has 11 exons. Bases 1 to 1665 code for a protein of 554 amino acids. Gene Ontology annotation, molecular function: voltage-gated chloride channel activity. Gene Ontology annotation, cellular component: intracellular membrane-bounded organelle; membrane. Gene Ontology annotation, biological process: chloride transport; transmembrane transport. The record is from RefSeq and is a predicted model, not a curated record.
AUGGACAGACACACAGGCAUAUUCCUGCUGCGCACCCUGCUGGUCAAGCUGGCCGGCUCCGUGGGCGCCGUGGCAGGUGGCCUCGCGGUCGGCAAAGAGGGGCCCUUUGUGCACGCCGGCGCCUGCAUAGGCGCGCUGCUGUCUCAGGGCGGCCCGCCCGGCAUCGCGCCGGCCUGGUUCCGCCAGUUUUGGAACGACAGGGACCGCUCUGACCUCGUGGCCUGCGGGUCGGCCGCGGGCGUGGCCGCCGCGUUCAGGUCGCCCGUGGGGGGCGUGCUGUUUGCUCUUGAGGAGACGACGACCUGGUGGCGCAACCAGCUGCUGUGGUACGCGUUCUUCACGACGGCGGUGGUCAGCGUCGCAGUCCGUGUCUUCAUGAAGACCUGCGCCGCCGACACCGCAUGCGGCUUCUUUGGCAGCGGCGGCCUGAUCGUCUACGAGAUGAACGAGGAGCGCCAGGGCUUCGAGACCCACGAGCUGCUGCCCGUCCUGCUGUUAGGCGUCAUCGGCGGCCUUGUGGGCAGCGCCUUCAACCACGCCAACCAGGCCCUGGCUGAGUGGCGUAAGGCCAACUUGUACAAGCAUGGGGCCAGGGGCAGGGUUGCGGAGGCGCUGGCCAUUGCUGUCGUCACCAGUGCAGUCGCGUUUGCGCUGCCGCUGGUGGCCCAGUGUCAGCCAUGCCCCGUGGGUGGCGCGGAGGAGUGCCCGCGGCCCGACACGAUGUCCACCGGGAAUUUUGUGCCGUUCAUGUGCGAGCAGGGCGGCCAGUACAACGACAUGGCGACCCUCUUCUUCAACACACAGGACGACGCCAUCCGCAACCUGUUCAGCAGCAAGACCAAGGCCGAGUACUCGGUCAACACGCUGGUGGUCUUCACAGCCACCUUCUUCACGCUGGCGUUGGUGACGUACGGCGUCGCCAUACCCACGGGGCUGUUCGUGCCGGGCAUCCUGCUGGGCGCGUCGUAUGGGCGGCUGGUCGGCGUCUUUGUGGCGGACAUGCACCCGAGGCAGACCAUCGACGAGGGUACGUACGCGCUGCUGGGCGCGGCGAGCUUCCUUGGCGGCAGCAUGCGGCUGACAGUGUGCACGUGCGUGAUGCUGCUGGAGCUGACCAACAACCUGUCCAUGCUGCCGCUCGUCAUGCUGGUGCUGCUAGUGGCCAAGGCGGUCGGCGACGGCACCGGCGUCAAACCCAUCUACGAGUCCCUCAUGGACUUCAAGCAGCUGCCUUACUUGGAGCCCAACUCAGACGGCCUGAUGCGCCACAUCACCGCCGCCGAGGCCUGCGGGCGCCCGGCCGUCUGCUUCCAGCGGGUCGAGCGUGUCGCGCUCGUUGUAGAGACGCUGCGCGCGACGCGCCACUCGGCGUUCCCGGUGGUGACCGGCGGGCCCGAGGGCGAGCGCGUGAUCAUGGGGAUCGUGCUGCGGCGACACCUCAUGGUGCUGCUGGCGUCGGGGCGCGCGUUCCAGCCGAGCCCCUUCGUGUCUGAGGCUGCGAGCCGCGUGGCGUUCAGCUUCACCCAGGCCGAGUUCUCGUCGCCCAUCUGCGAGCCGCCGCACCCUGUGUCUGCCCUGCGGCUGUCAGAGGAGCAGCUGUCCAUGCACAUGGACCUCGGGCCCUAUGUCAACCCCAGAUGCUGUCUCAUUCUCCGUCACCAGUGA